AUGGUUUGUCAUUAUACAUGGUCUUGUUAUCUUUCUUGUGCUCAGACGGUGUGCCUUGUCUAUAUAUUAUAUAAGAAAAAACAAAAGAAACAAACAAAUAAACGUUUUUGGGUCCAUACUCUUAACAUGAAAAGGCCACGUGAAGACCAAUUCCAUUUAACGUUUAUGUCAUUAAGAUCUUAUUCAAAUGAGUUCAAAAAAUACUACCGUAUGUCAAUUUCAUCAUUUGAUGAACUGUUAUCACGUAUUAAGUAUAGAUUGCAAAAAGAAAAUACAAUUUUACGCAAUUCUAUACCACCUGAGGAAAGAUUAUCAGUGGCAUUAAUGUAA
This is a messenger RNA of Melanaphis sacchari, 330 nucleotides long. RefSeq lists its product as uncharacterized. The transcript has 3 exons. The coding region runs from base 1 to 330 and encodes 109 amino acids. Lineage: Eukaryota; Metazoa; Arthropoda; Insecta; Hemiptera; Aphididae. The record is from RefSeq and is a predicted model, not a curated record.